Messenger RNA from Portunus trituberculatus (swimming crab), 2198 nucleotides. RefSeq names its product retinol dehydrogenase 11-like. Lineage: Eukaryota; Metazoa; Arthropoda; Malacostraca; Decapoda; Portunidae. The transcript is spliced from 10 exons. The record is from RefSeq and is a predicted model, not a curated record. Bases 372 to 1367 code for a protein of 331 amino acids.
CACAACACAUCAACAGAACCCUGACACACAUCCCGGCUUUAAGGGUAAGCUGCUGCGUCAGGUGAUACCGGGUUCGGCUGCUCAUUGCCCUGAGUGCUCUCUUCACCGUGACUGGGAUUUGACCAACUAUCAUUAACUCAGUUCACAUGUGCUGCAUUUGUUAAGCGUGAUCUAAGUAAGUGUGAGUAUCCAGCGAGGAAAGAAAGUAAGCAAGCCCCAACCCCAGGCGGGCAGGCAAGGGGUCACUCGCUCCUGUUUAUCGCAAGACGUAAAGCAAACCGGUAACUAUCUCGCUGGCAUCUUGUGGACUCCAGCCACUCUUUGUUGUGGUGCUGAGGUUAUGCUAAUGUUAGGAUAAAAUUAGGUGCACAAUGUGGGAAACUGUAGCAGGUGUGUUGGUGUUUGUUGUCUUGGCUACUUCACUCAUAAUGGUGGCCUUUGGAAUGGUGUACCGGCGGCGCUGUGGGUGGGCCACCACCACUAAUGACCUGAAGGGCCAGACAGUGAUUAUCACCGGAGCAUCUGCAGGUAUAGGGAAGGAAGCAGCAAGGGACUUUGCCUACCGAGGAGCCAGAGUCAUUAUGGGAUGCAGGAAACUGCAGAAGGCUUCAAAAGUUGCAAGUGAAAUUGAGGACAGCACAGGAAACAAAUCUGUUGUUGUGAGAGAGCUGGACGUUUCAUCACUCACCUCUGUUAGAAAAUUUGCAUCCAGGAUUCUUGCUGAGGAACGCAGGUUAGAUGUGCUGGUGUUGAAUGCGGGCAUUGUCGGCACAGCACAGCGAGUGCUCACUUUGGAAAACCUUGAGCUCACAAUGGCAACCAAUCACUUUGGACAUUUCCUACUCACAAACCUUCUCCUGGAUCUGUUGAAGAAAAGUCAGCCCAGCAGAGUAGUGGUGGUGGCGUCCAUGAUACACUCACAGCUCAAGACGUUGGAUAUUGAGAACUUGAACUUCACAAAAAGUGGAAGUUUUUGGUCAACACGAGCAUACAGCCAGUCCAAAGCCUGCAACAUUCUUUUUGCUCGUCACUUGGCUAUGUUGGUGAGGGACUGUGGAAUUGCUGUCAACAGCAUGUGUCCGGGAAUGGUGGCCACGGAAAUUUUCAAGAAGUCAAGUGGUUUUAUAGAAAGCUAUCUCUAUGGGUUCAUAGCUCCAAUUUUGGGCAAGACACCACAACAGGGUGCCCAAACUAUCAUCCACCUUGCAGUUGCUGAUGAGACAGCAGCCAUCACCAAUGCCUUCUUUGAGGACUGUCAGGUGUCUGAUAAUGCAACCAACUUGGUGCUUGAUGACGGCCUAGCCAAGAAGUUGUGGGAGGCCAGUGAGGCAUACGUCCGUCUGCAGCCUGAGGAGGUGCACUACUGAUGCCUUUUGUCACAAACACCUGCAUUACAGGGAAGAUUAAGCACCAACUCAUCAAACAACCAUCUUGCAUUGUAACAUCACUACAUUACUGUCCAUAAUGAAUAGUACCAUUUGUAUGCAUAACAUAUAUAACUUUAGUUUGUUUUAUCUCAGUUACAUACUACAUCAUUAUAAACUAUGAAAACUAUAAACUAAAUCAUCUGCAGUAUUAGCAUGAUUGUUAAUUGUUCAUGAUAAUAGUAUCUGUAGGGAAGAUUGUUUCCUUCGAAGAAAUCCCUUUUGGAUUUGUUUUCAAGGUGCACCAGGACAACAGUUUUUGAGAGGAGCAGUGGUCAUCAGCAAUACAGGAGUGCUGGUAGUUACUCAUUAUUCAGCUAGAUAUCCAUUAGUUAUAAGUUGUUGUGUUAUACCAUGUGGGACAUACACACGCACACACCUCAUAAUGUAGUGGUUAGCAUGCUCAUCUCACAACCGAAAAGGCCUGGGUUUGAGUCCUGGGUACAGCGAAGCAAAUGGGCAAGCCCCUUAAUGUGUACCCCUUGUUCACCUAGCAGCAAGUAGGUACGGGAUGUAACUCAAGGGGUUGUGGCCUCGCUUUGUUGAUGUGUGGGGUGUGUGUUGUGGUCUCAGUCCUACCCAAAGAUCAAUCUAUGAGCUCUGAGCUCGCUCCGUGAUGGGGAAAGCUGGCUGUAUGAGUAGCAGACGACCAUCAUGAAUUAUACACACACACACACACACACACACACACACACACACACACACACACACACACACACACACACACACACACACACACACACACACACACACACACACACACACACACACACA